CGCAGUCUGAUAACUGGUGUUUGUGUGGGAGUGUUUUAUUUCCUUUGCGUUCGGAGCAAUAUAUUGUCAUUUCAUUACAAAAUUGUAUGUUUAGAGUGUGAAUUUCAAUAAAAUAAAGAAAAUUUAUUUGGAGCCACGUGAAUCUGCUUGCUUAGCAACCAUUUCACUGAAACCAAAGGAGAAAUCGCAUCGAAUAUAAUUUCCUUACGAGAAAUCAGACUGAUACUCGCAAUUUGCAGAGUUUAAGAAAAAUUAACUUUAUUUUUAAAGCUGUGUGACCGAUGUCUGAUGAAGCGAUUCCUGGCGAUUACACGCGGGAUCGAAUAAAGGACCUUUUCAGAGAGAAGAAAAAAUACACCUAUGAUCAAACGACAAUUGAAAAUGCUAUUGCCAGCAUUCGGAGGGACAAAAUCUCGAUUAGAAGGGCUUCUGUUAUUCACGGAGUUCCUCGAACUACUCUCACCGAUGUCCUGAAUGGAAAAAUUCGUAAGCGAAGAAAAGGUCCUGCUCCAGCUUUAACUGAUAAUGAAGAGACCCUGUUGUCUGAAUGGUGCAAGGAUUUAUAUAAAGCCGGAUUCCCAUUAAAGACUGACUUUCUCCUAGACUCUGCAAAAGAAAUGCUCGAGAAGGAUCCUAAAAGAAAGACUCCAUUUGUGAACAACCGACCAGGAAGAAAUUGGUUCCAACUUUUUCUCAAGCGCCAUCCACAGAUCUGUCCGUUGAACACGGAAUGCAAGAGCCUUGUAAAGGGCGAAAGGCCAGCUAAAUUAAAAAAAUGGUUUCAACAUCUGGAGAACUACUUGAUAGAGAAGAAAUUUUCAAACAUUCUUCAAGAUCCUCGGCGCAUUUUGAGUUUCAGUUUGGCGACUUUCGACAUUUGUUUGGCAACAAACAAUGUCAUUCCUCCCCAAGAUUGGACAUCUAGGGAAGAUAUGGCAAUACGUGAUAAAAAGGAAUGCGCGACUACUUUAAUAGCAUAUUCUGCUAGCGGGGAAAUCAUUUUACCGAUGAUGAUCUUCGGUAAAUCGCAGCCGGCAGAAAUCUGUCAAGGCCUUCCAGCUGAUUGGCUUUUAGGGAAAUCCGAUACAGGAUUGGAAACCUAUGAUACAUUUAAGCAAUUUCUCAGCGGGCUUAAUGAUUGUCUUGCAAAGAAAGGCAUACAAAAGCCGAUUAUCUUAUUCGCAGAUGCAAAUCUGACUUUUCUGCCGAUCUCGAUUACAGAUUUCUGCAAUCAGAAAGGAAUAUUCCUCUUUGCUCUUCUACCCGACAAAUCUCAGUUGAAUUUCUUCGAGCCAUUUGAAGGACACUGGAGAGUUGUUGAAAGAAGAUUGAAAGCUCAGGCUGAGCUCCUGGAUAAAAAUAUUAAAAUCUCGUCGCUUGUGCCUAUUUUGCAGGAACAACUAGAAGCCAAAUCUUUUCUGAAAGAUAUUUGCGAAAUAUUUCGGCUUAGUGGAUUAUAUCCUUACAAUCCUUGUUGUGCUGAUUUUUUUCAAUACAAUACGGGAGAAUUUGUAGAAGUGUAUGUGGAACCAGAAAAAGAGGAAUUCAAGCUGGACGAAGAGAAUCUCUUGGUGGCAGAAAAUGUGAUAAAAAAGCUCUCCCCGCGAUUGAGGCUCAGGGAUUUAAAUGUCGAGAUGAUUUUAGAGGAGAUUGAAAAGGCUAAAACGCGACAAGGAGAAGAAGAAUCUGUGAUUGAUUUUCCAUUUGUUGAUAUGAAAACUGUUAAAGCCGAAGAGGGUUCAAAUUCAGACGAUAGCUUAGAUGCCGUUGAUGUGCUUUUUGAAGAUAGUGAUGAUGCUUUGAGAGAUGAUAAUUAGAGAAUUUUUUAGUCCACAGAGACAGCGAAGAAGACAAUCCCAACAUCCCCUUUGAAUUCAACGCAGAGAACAAAAAACGUAUCGAUGCUUUGAUGAAGAUUUACCCUGAGGGGCACAAACGAGGUGCCAUGAUUCCUCUCUUAGAUAUAGC
This is a messenger RNA of Belonocnema kinseyi, 1968 nucleotides long. RefSeq names its product NADH dehydrogenase [ubiquinone] flavoprotein 2, mitochondrial (gene ND-24). Gene Ontology annotation, biological process: mitochondrial electron transport, NADH to ubiquinone. The transcript has 3 exons. Gene Ontology annotation, molecular function: DNA binding; NADH dehydrogenase activity. Gene Ontology annotation, cellular component: nucleus. The record is from RefSeq and is a predicted model, not a curated record. NCBI's taxonomy places the organism in Eukaryota, Metazoa, Arthropoda, Insecta, Hymenoptera, Cynipidae. Bases 282 to 1817 code for a protein of 511 amino acids.